AUGAGUUCUUCAUCAAGCUCUCGCGAACCUUCACCAUCUAUGAAACAAACUUUACCAAACGAUUAUGGAGCACCUAUUGAAUAUUUCUUACGAGCUGCACAAUGGCAAAGAGCAGUCUCACCAAGGUUAGGUGUUCCACCAGCUCCUGUCAAAAAUAGCAUUUGGUCAAGUCCUUAUAUAAGAUAUGGUCUCCCACUAGGUUUGCUAGCUACAGCAGGAGCAGUAAUGAUGUUGAAAAGAAACAAAGCAAAUGUUGUAAAUAAUACUGAAGUAGCUGAAGUUAAACAAACUCCAACACCUUCGCCAAAACCUUCAAUGACUCCUGAACCUAUGGAAGUACAAACUCCUGUUCAAAAGUCAACUCCUAAACCGACUCCAACAUUUAAACCAGAACCUACUCCUCAAAUAAAUCGUAAAACUCCUGCGUUUCCUUACUGA
Trichomonas vaginalis G3 is the source of this 438-nucleotide messenger RNA. RefSeq lists its product as uncharacterized. The record is from RefSeq and is a predicted model, not a curated record. Lineage: Eukaryota; Parabasalia; Trichomonadida; Trichomonadidae. The transcript has a single exon. Bases 1 to 438 code for a protein of 145 amino acids.